AGUACAUGUUGUGCAUUGGUGGUAAAUGUGUUUGUUUUGGCGCUUUUUAUUGACGAAUCAUUUACGCAAUAUUUACAUAUUCUAUCGAUGAUCUUAUUGAGAAAGUUCCAAUACAAAAUUAACCGAUCUUGACCUUGUUUUUAUGAAUUCAACAAACAUGUGUUUUGAAAUUAUAGGAUUCAAAACUAUAAGGAACUAAGGUUAACGAACUGAUGGUGCACAAGCUUGAAGAUGUCGAUUAGUGGUUAUACUUGUAUACGAGUAGUGUUUUGUUGGGUUAAUGUGUUGUUUUGGAUUACUGGUUGCGGUUUAUUGGGUGGCGGAAUAUGGCUACGAGUAGCCUACGAGGGGUAUACGAAUUUACUACCUCAGUUCGCCUUACUUAGUGCUGAUGCUUUAGCCAUAGCUUUAGGAAUCAUAACUUUUACUUUUUCUUUUUUCGCAUGUUGUGGUUCAUGGUUUCAAAACAGAUGUAUGCUUAUAACGUAUUUUUGCCUAGUCGUAUUCAUAUUUUUGCUGGAGUUUAUUUUCGGAUCUUUAGCUUUCAUAUUUCGAGACAGCUUGAAACACACGUUCAGCGAGGAAUUACAAAACGGCAUAUACCAUCAUUACAAUACGUCUUUACGAGGGCCGAACAGUUUAGUGCAGAUAUGGGAUAAUAUACAAGUUCAAUUUGGAUGUUGUGGGGUUAAAAGUUAUGAAGAUUGGUAUAUGAUAGACGCUUGGCCGGACGAGAAAUGGGUACCAGAUUCCUGUUGCCUUCCAGCUAAUUACGACCUUAAUUGUGGUAAAAUUAGAGAUGUAAAUAUUUAUACCCAAGGCUGUUACGCCCAAAUACACAAUUUUUUCAUAAGAAGACUGGAUAUUAUUGGAUUUGUUGGUAUACUAAUUGCUUUCUUUCAAUUGUAUGGAUUGAUAUCUUCCAUGAUACUUUUUUGUACAGUGAAACAUAAAAGAAGGUCGAGGACGUACAAAUCUUAUUCGUAACGGAUAUUUUUAAAAUAGCAAAAUCGUCACAACGAUAACAAUGUUUUACGACUUUUUAAUUGUCCUAUAUAUAUACAUAUCUAUUUAUUUUGUAUAUUUAUUAUGAAAUGAUUGUAAAUAUAAUUUAAAACGUUGUCCAAAGUCGUUGUAAAUCAAGCUUAUCUUAUUGAAAUUAACUAUUUAUUAUAAAAAAAUAUUUAUUUACGGUUAUAAGUGAUUUUAAUAGAAAAAAUGUAUAAUAAACUUAUUUAAGUAAA
Messenger RNA from Diorhabda sublineata, 1244 nucleotides. RefSeq names its product tetraspanin-9. Lineage: Eukaryota; Metazoa; Arthropoda; Insecta; Coleoptera; Chrysomelidae. The coding region runs from base 232 to 987 and encodes 251 amino acids. The transcript has 6 exons. The record is from RefSeq and is a predicted model, not a curated record. Gene Ontology annotation, cellular component: membrane.